CGGUGCCCAGGCCAGGCUUCCAACGCGGGCUUCAUCUGGUGGCAUUUGUCUCAGUUCAUUUCUCCCGGGACGAGACCCCCGCACUAUCCUGGUACCAGAGCGGGAGCUGGACUGGGCCAAGGUGAUGGUGGAGAAGAGCAGGAAGGGGAUGGUGCCCCCAGGCACCCAAGUGGAACAACUGCUGUAUGCCAAGAAGCUGUAUGACUCGGCUUUCCACCCUGACACCGGGGAGAAGAUGAAUGUCAUCGGACGGAUGUCCUUUCAGGUCCCUGGUGGCAUGAUCAUCACGGGCUUCAUGCUCCAGUUCUACAGGACGAUGCCGGCGGUCGUCUUCUGGCAGUGGGUGAACCAGUCCUUCAAUGCUUUAGUCAACUACACCAACAGGAAUGCGGCUUCCCCCACGUCCGGCAGGCAGAUGGCCCUUUCCUACAUCACAGCCACAACCACUGCGGUGGCCACUGCUGUGGGCAUGAACAUGUUGACAAAGAGAGCUCCACCCCUGGUGGGCCGCUGGGUGCCCUUUGCUGCAGUGGCUGCUGCUAACUGUGUCAACAUCCCAAUGAUGCGACAGCAGGAACUCAUCCAGGGCAUCUGCGUGAAGGACACGAAUCACAAUGAGAUUGGUCAUUCCCGGAGAGCUGCGGCCAUAGGCAUCACCCAGGUGGUUAUUUCUCGGAUCACCAUGGCAGCCCCUGGCAUGAUCUUGCUGCCAGUCAUCAUGGAAAGGCUGGAGAAACUACAUUUCAUGAAGAAGGUCAAGAUCCUGCAUGCUCCAUUGCAGGUUAUGCUGUGUGGGUGCUUCCUCAUCUUCAUGGUGCCAGUGGCAUGUGGCCUCUUCCCACAGAAAUGUGAAUUGCCAGUUGCGUAUCUGGAACCAGAGCUGCAAGACACUGUCAAGACCAAGUAUGGAGAACUUGGGCUUUCCGUCUACUUCAAUAAGGGUCUCUAAAUGCCCCAACCCAGCAAGGGCCAGUCUAUACCCAGAUUCACCAGCUCCUCCUUAGCUGCUGUGUAGAACCUGUGCCCUCAUUCUUCUUUGCCAACAGGGCCUGAAGGCCAGUGUGGACUCGUGGGGGAGGAUGGGGAGCAGAGUGAGGAUGCCCCAUGCUUCUACCCAGGCACUUCAUUUAUUGGGCUCCCGGGGAUAAAAGUGAACAGGGGGAGAAAGACCAAGACUUCUAUCUGCUGCCCCCUUACUUCCCAUCCCCUGGAGACCAGAAGCAGAGCCUCCCCCCCCCCCAGGGGGAAGUUGCUGGGAUCUGAGGGAGACAUUCAAGUAAACCAAUGGGAAAAAUUAGGAAACCUUUGGGAUUCUGGUUCCAGCCAGGAUUGGGGAAGAGCCCCUGGGACAAAGAGAAGCUCCCAUACCUCUUUCCUCUUCCCUUCCUGGUCCGCUUCCCUCAAGCUAUGGAACCUCUAACCAGGUAAUUCUAGCGAACUCAGGAAAUGGGAGGUGCUAGUCUGUGUCACCUUGGGGCUCAUCUCCGCUCCUCCCGUUUUCCUCCCCAUUGUCCCCAUCAGAAAGGUUCUCUGGGAGUCCUGCUUACCUUGAGUUUAUCAGGCACCCUGGAGUUCUUAGUGCUAAAAAAGGUCAUUGUGUGAGGCAGCAGAGUUUCAGGGUGCUUUAGGCCCUGUCUAUUGACACUGACUUUGUUCUCCUGCUCUGAAAUCAUGUCUGAUUUUACUUCUCUGUGUUUCAAAGAUCAUUCCACUGUGAUUAAGCAGGAUGUAGGUAAGCAUUAACCACACAUUUUAAUGGGUAUAAUUUCCUGGCUGCUCCCUUCCUCAGCUCAUUGGGUUAAACACCAAAGAAAGAUGGUGUGUACUGACUAGGAAAGGGAAGUUUUAUUUGGAUGCCUCUAAGAAGAAAUCAGCGAGGACCAAAGAGCCUUAAAGGACACACAAUAAAGCAUAGCCACUUGCCCUUCCCAACUCAGCUGCUGUCGGUGAUUUCUCAAGCUCCCUGGGAGACUGUUGUGGCUUACGUGGGGGUCCAUGUCUGUAUGAGUUUUGUCUAAUAGAAUUUACUGACUGUUCAAAGGAUAUCACUGUGAAUCGAAUAAAUUUCUUGAAAGAGCACAAUGAACUGUCUGCAGGCUGAGUUAAUAAUGCAUGGAUGAAAAGCAAGUUCUGGUCUUACUUUGGUCUUGGCAUGGAGGAAUGUAUCGCAAGUCUAAGGGGAACCUGCCAGUCUAAAGCCUGGAGGCCAUUGUUUUUGUUUUUUAUAAGAACUU
This is a messenger RNA of Rhinolophus ferrumequinum (greater horseshoe bat), 2234 nucleotides long. It is a transcript of the gene SFXN2, whose product is annotated as sideroflexin 2. The record is from RefSeq and is a predicted model, not a curated record. Bases 125 to 949 code for a protein of 274 amino acids. Gene Ontology annotation, molecular function: monoatomic ion transmembrane transporter activity. Gene Ontology annotation, cellular component: mitochondrial inner membrane. Lineage: Eukaryota; Metazoa; Chordata; Mammalia; Chiroptera; Rhinolophidae. Gene Ontology annotation, biological process: serine import into mitochondrion; monoatomic ion transport. The transcript is spliced from 12 exons.